Aspergillus nidulans FGSC A4 is the source of this 962-nucleotide messenger RNA. RefSeq names its product putative U1 snRNP complex component Yhc1. The record is from RefSeq and is a predicted model, not a curated record. Gene Ontology annotation, molecular function: pre-mRNA 5'-splice site binding; zinc ion binding; mRNA binding. Lineage: Eukaryota; Fungi; Ascomycota; Eurotiomycetes; Eurotiales; Aspergillaceae. Gene Ontology annotation, biological process: spliceosomal snRNP assembly; mRNA splicing, via spliceosome; mRNA 5'-splice site recognition. Bases 167 to 826 code for a protein of 219 amino acids. The transcript has 5 exons. Gene Ontology annotation, cellular component: U2-type prespliceosome; nucleus; commitment complex.
AUCUGAGUCAACACUGGUGAUUCUAGUUGAGGUGCUUGGCGAGUUAUUUUGCUACAACCCAGCCUGAGCUCGAUUGCUACAAAUCACGAGUGCAGCUCCGGCGCUCAAAGCUUCAGAAUGCCGAAAUAUAGGCGAUUACUGCGAUGUCUACCUGACGCACGACUCAAUGAGCGUGCGCAAGGCGCACAACUCCGGACGAAACCACCUAAGGAACGUUGUGGAAUAUUAUCAACAAAUCGGACAGGAAAAGGCACAAUCAGUCAUCGAUUCCAUUACGUCCUCAUACGCCGCUGAAGGGCAGGCUGUGCCAAACCCAGCUAUGGUUCCCCCGGGUGCUUACCCGCCUCCGUUUGGGUUCCCAGGCCAAUUUCCUCCUCCCCCAUUCGGAAUUCCUCCUCCUGGCCCAGGGGGUGCCGCCAUGCCACCACCCCCCGGAGCACGAAACCUCCCCUUCCCUCCACCGUUCCCCCCGUCGUCCGGGCCCAUGGGGGCACCUCCAGGAGCAGGCCCGGCUGGUCUCCCAACUCCGCCUAACAUGCCUCCCAACAUGGCUACUCCCCCCGGCUCCGCGCCUCCACCUGGCCAAUUUCCUCCACCGCCAGGCGGCUUUCCCAUCCCACCUCCAAACUUCCAGGGCGGAUUUCCCCCUAUGCCUGGCGCGCCUGGCCAAGGCCCUGCAGGGUUCAGUCCCAGUCCUGGUCCCGGACUUUCUGGACCUCCUGGCGGCGGAUCUGGACCAGAUGCGCCAGGCGGGUUUGCGCCGCCCCCCGGUAUGGGCCCUGGGGGCUUCUCAGGACCGCCGCCGGCUUUGGGGGAUAAGCGAUGAUCCUUCCGGUACCUUCCUAUGAACGUUGUUACUGUCGAUGUCAGAUAGACUUUUUAUCUUCCGUCUUUUCUUCAUGUUUUCGGCGUCAAUGGUGUUCGUUAUGCUAGUUUCUUAAAGAGUGAAAAAGCUGGGAACA